Molecule: messenger RNA, 1518 nt
Organism: Oncorhynchus masou masou (cherry salmon)
Lineage: Eukaryota; Metazoa; Chordata; Actinopteri; Salmoniformes; Salmonidae
Product: histidine-rich glycoprotein-like
Exons: 2
Source: RefSeq, a predicted model, not a curated record
CUCAGCUCCUUCAACCACCACCACCUCAGCUCCUUCAACCACCUCAGCUCCUUCAACCACCACCACCACCUCAGCUCCUUUAACCACCACCACCACCACCACAUCAGCUCCUUCAACCACCACCACCUCAGCUCCUUCAACCACCACCACCACCUCAGCUCCUUCAACCACCACCACCACCACCACCUCAGCUCCUUCAACCACCACCACCUCAGCUUCUUCAACCACCACCACCUCAGCUUCUUCAACCAUCACCACCUCAGCUUCUUCAACCAUCACCACCUCAGCUUCUUCAACCUCCUCCACCUCAGCUCCUUCAUCCACCACCACCUCAGCUCCUUCAACCACCUCCACCACCACCACCACCACCUCAGCUCCUUCAACCACCACCACCACCACCACCACCUCAGCUCCUUCAACCACCACCACCUCAGCUCCUUCAACCACCACCACCUCAGCUCCUUCAACCACCACCACCUCAGCUCCUUCAACCACCACCACCUCAGCUCCUUCAACCACCACCACCUCAGCUCCUUCAACCACCACCACCUCAGCUCCUUCAACCACCACCACCUCAGCUUCUUCAACCACCACCACCUCAGCUCCUUCAACCACCACCACCUCAGCUCCUUCAACCACCACCACCUCAGUUCCUUCAACCACCACCACCUCAGCUCCUUCAACCACCACCACCUCAGCUCCUUCAACCACCUCCACCUCAGCUCCUUCAACCACUUCCACCUCAGCUCCUUCAACCACCUCCACCUCAGCUCCUUCAACCACCUCCACCUCAGCUCCUUCAACCACCUCCACCUCAGCUCCUUCAACCACCUCCACCUCAGCUCCUUCAAUCACCACCACCGCAGCUCCUUCAACCACCACCACCUCAGCUCCUUCAACCACCUCAGCUCCUUCAACCACCACCACCACCACCACCUCAGUUCUUCAACCACCACCUCAGCUCCUUCAACCACCACCACCACCACCACAUCAUCUCCUUCAACCACCACCACCUCAGCUCCUUCAACCACCACCACCACCUCAGCUCCUUCAACCACCACCACCACCACCACCACCACCUCAGCUCCUUCAACCACCACCACUUCAGCUUCUUCAACCACCACCACCUCAGCUUCUUCAACCACCACCACCUCAGCUUCUUCAACCAUCACCACCUCAGCUUCUUCAACCACCUCCACCUCAGCUCCUUCAACCACCACCACCACCACCACCACCUCAGCUCCUUCAACCACCACCACCUCAGCUCCUUCAACCACCACCACCUCAGCUCCUUCAACCACCACCGCCACCUCAGCUCCUUCAACCACCACCACCUCAGCUCCUUCAACCACCACCACCUCAGCUCCUUCAACCUCCUUCAAUCACCACCACCUCAGCUCCUUCAAUCACCACCACCUCAGCUCCUUCAAUCACCACCACCUCAGCCCCUUCAAUCACCACGUCAGCUGCUUCAAUCACCACGUCAGCUCCUUCCAUAGUUUAGACAAAGCAGUUUAG